This is a messenger RNA of Zootoca vivipara (common lizard), 1143 nucleotides long. It is a transcript of the gene STMN4, whose product is annotated as stathmin 4. Gene Ontology annotation, molecular function: tubulin binding. The record is from RefSeq and is a predicted model, not a curated record. Lineage: Eukaryota; Metazoa; Chordata; Lepidosauria; Squamata; Lacertidae. Gene Ontology annotation, biological process: regulation of microtubule polymerization or depolymerization; neuron projection development; microtubule depolymerization. Gene Ontology annotation, cellular component: cytoplasm; neuron projection.
AGUUACUGAUAAAGACGAUUCCAAGGGGAGAAAUUUCGUUCGCUCGCUUUUGCAAACCUGCUGCGUAUGAAACCAAAUGAGGGCAUUUAAAAAUAAUAAGAAUAAUGUCAGAGGGCGAUCUUUGCUUCUCCUGGAGUCUGACAUCUAAGCACGGAGGCUGACCAUGUGGCAAGAGCCACUCAUUCUUCCACAUUUUUUUUGUCAAGCGUGCAAACGAUUAUUUCUGGGUGGUGGAAUAGGAUAAUUGCUGGAAGAGAGAAAAAUAUUGCAAGCAGGACACGGUCUUUGCCUACUUGGAUACCCGCUCAGACAGCAGGAGGCCCAGAACACCAGGCACCAUGACGCUGGCAGCCUACAAAGAAAAAAUGAAGGAGCUCCCUUUAGUGUCUCUCUUCUGUUCCUGCUUCCUCUCAGACCCCUUAAACAAACCAUCUUAUAAAUAUGAAGUAGACACCGUAGACCUCACUUGGUGCGUCAUUUCUGACAUGGAGGUCAUCGAGCUCAACAAGCGCACCUCCGGCCAGUCCUUUGAGGUCAUCCUGAAGCCACCCUCCUUUGACGGGAUCCCAGAAUUCAAUGCCUCUCUGCCCCGGCGGCGAGACCCCUCCCUGGAAGAGAUCCAGAAGAAGCUGGAAGCGGCCGAGGAGAGACGCAAGUACCAGGAAGCAGAGCUGCUGAAGCACCUGGCGGAGAAGCGAGAGCACGAGAGAGAGGUCAUUCAGAAAGCCAUCGAGGAGAACAACAACUUCAUCAAGACGGCCAAGGAGAGGCUGAUGCAGAAGAUGGAGUCCAACAAGGAGAACCGGGAGGCACAUCUAGCUGCUAUGUUGGAACGCUUGCAGGAGAAGGACAAGCAUGCUGAGGAGGUCCGGAAGAACAAGGAGCUGAAGGAAGAAGCCUCGAGGUAAAGGAGCCCUACUCCUCACCGGGGGGCACAGGACACUUUGGACUGACGGCUCCAAAAGAAGAAGACGACGACGACGAUGAUGAUGAUGGCGGCAGAUGGCUGACGUGGCGGUGGUGGUGGCAAUGGCGGCAGCGGCGGCUGCCUCCAAGUGCAACGUGUUGACUGAAGGAUCAGGACUGUCCUCCGCUUUCAUUGUUUGUGAAUGUGAAGAAUUGGUUGGUGGCGGCAUCUCGUGU